CCCCACAGCGCAGGCAACUCAGCGCUUUCGGCCGCUCUAGCCGCUCUUCUCGCUGCCCCGCUGGGACGCGGGCGCGCCGCGGGGGUCUCUCCAAGAUGGCGGCGCAGAGGAGGAACCUGCUGCAGAGUGAGCAGCAGCCAAGCUGGACGGACGACCUGCCGCUCUGCCACCUCUCUGGGGUUGGCUCGGCCUCCAACCGCAGCUACUCUGCUGAUGGCAAGGACAGCGAGAGCCACCCUCCAGAGGACAGCUGGCUCAAGUUCAGGAGUGAGAAUGGUUGUUUCCUCUAUGGAGUCUUCAAUGGCUACGAUGGCAAUCGGGUGACCAACUUUGUGGCUCAGCGGCUGUCCGCAGAGCUCCUGCUGGGCCAGCUCAAUGCCGAGCACACAGAGGCCGAUGUGCGGCGGGUGCUGCUGCAGGCUUUUGACGUGGUGGAGAGGAGUUUCCUGGAGUCCAUAGAUGAUGCCUUGGCCGAGAAGGCGAGCCUCCAGUCCCAGCUACCCGAGGGUGUCCCUCAGCAUCAGCUACCUCCACAGUAUCAGAAGAUCCUGGAGAGACUCAAGGUGCUGGAGAGGGAGAUCUCAGGAGGGGCCAUGGCCGUCGUGGCAGUCCUUCUCAACAGCAAGCUCUACGUUGCCAAUGUUGGUACAAACCGGGCACUUCUAUGCAAGUCUACAGUGGAUGGGCUGCAGGUCACCCAGCUGAACAUGGACCACACAACUGAGAAUGAGGAUGAGCUCUUCCGCCUGUCGCAGCUGGGUUUGGAUGCAGGAAAAAUCAAGCAAGUGGGGAUCAUCUGUGGGCAGGAGAGCACUAGGCGGAUUGGGGACUACAAGGUCAAAUACGGCUACACCGACAUUGACCUGCUCAGUGCUGCCAAGUCCAAACCAAUUAUUGCGGAGCCGGAAAUCCAUGGUGCUCAGCCUCUGGACGGGGUGACUGGCUUCCUGGUGCUGAUGUCCGAGGGGCUGUACAAGGCCCUGGAGGCCGCCCAUGGGCCAGGGCAGGCCAACCAGGAGAUCGCCGCAAUGAUUGACACUGAGUUUGCCAAGCAGACCUCCAUGGAUGCAGUGGCCCAGGCCGUGGUGGACCGGGUGAAGCGCAUCCAUAGUGACACCUUUGCCAGUGGUGGGGAGCGUGCCAAGUUCUGUGUACGGCAUGAGGACAUGACCCUGCUGGUGCGGAACUUCGGCUACCCACUGGGUGAAAUGAGCCAGUCCACGUCAAGUCCGGCCCCAGCUGCAGGGGGCCGUGUGUACCCCGUGUCCGUGCCCUACUCAGGCGCCCAGAGUACCAGCAAGACCAGUGUGACCCUCUCCCUCGUCAUGCCCUCCCAGGGCCAGAUGGUCAAUGGCGCCCACAGUGCUUCCACCCUGGACGAAGCCACCCCCACCCUCACCAACCAGAGCCCCACGCUGACCCUGCAGUCCACCAACACGCACACCCAGAGCAGCAGCUCCAGCUCCGAUGGGGGCCUCUUCCGCGCCCGGCCAGCGCACUCACUCCCACCUGGUGAGGAUGGCCGCGUCGAGCCCUACGUGGACUUCGCGGAGUUCUACCGCCUCUGGAGCGUGGACCACGGCGAGCAGAGUGUGAUGACUGCGCCAUAGCUGCGAGGAGGGAGUGCGGUGCGAGCAGGACCUCGUACAGGCCAGGCCCUGCACAGGCUCUGCCUGUGCCAUGGAACCAGUGGGCCUACUUGUCCGUGCCUGGGCAUGGCACAGGACAGGAGGCCCCUGUGGGCAGCCUGAAGUGGGACUCUGUCAUUCCUCAGAACAAGGGCCCACACUUGGAAGCCGGGCUGGCCUGCCAGCCACCACGCGUUCCUUCGUCACAUGCAGCAGAGUGGACGGGCCAUUCUGGGGACCCAAGUGGCACAGGCCCAACAGGCACUGCUCUCUCAAGGCCGCCCCCUCUCCGGAAAUGGCCUGUGGCUGCUGCCUUACCUCUGGAUGGCAGUUUCCCUUCCAGCCUCUCUGCCCCAGGAUCCUGGCAUCACAGGAGAACCCAGGUGGGACCUUUCCCAGUCCCUGGUUCAGUCACGAUGUCCAGGAGGCCGGGGAACAGGUGGGUCCCUGAGAUGGCCACAGGGUAGCAGGUCAGGUAGAAAGGACAAGACAGAACGACCUGAGAAGCACGCGUGACUGGUGUGCCACAGGCUGCUUGGGCCGGGGAGUGGGAGGCACAGGCCUGCUGGUGCCAGGAAGCCACCAUGGGAGCGUCACAGUGUACACUUUGCACCCGGUGUGGGCCUGUCCCGGCUCCGGGUGGCAGCGCUGGUGAGUUAGGGUGCUCAGCUGCAAAAGCGUAGGGGUUCCUGGAGCACAGCUGCCCUGGAAGGCUGUGGACUUUCGGCAUACACAUCACGUUUACAAGCACAGAGGUGAGGAUUGGGCUGGCCUGCCCUGAGUGGACCAUGUCUCACAUCCUCUGCCUUCAGUGGGGGGGGCGCCGUCAGGGCCGCUGACAGUUUUGCUGCUCCCAUUUUCAGAGAAGGAAGCAAGCCCAGGAAACUUGCUCCUUGCCCACGUCUUGCCGUGUUAGCAAGAUGCUCAAGAUGGAGCUCAGCCUGUUGCCUUCUCAUCAGUACUGGUGCCCGCUAGAUUCUGGCACUCCCACCCUAGCCACCCUGACCCAGUGUGCCCACCUACAGUGCACUGGGGCUCUCUGCAGCGUCAAAGGCUCCGCUCACCCGAGUCCCAGAGUCCACUGCCCUGCUGUGGAGCCGGGCCUGGUGUGGUGAAGUCAGCACGAGCGAUGAGAAGGCAGAUGCUGCCAGCGGCCCCAUUGCCCUCCACUGUGAAGCCACCUUGUCCUGCCGCAGAGGCUCGGGAGUGGGGCUCUGUCCCAGGAAUGGCUCUGAUGCUGUUUGGCCUCUACAAUAGAAUCAUGUUUUUCAUGCAGUCAA
Messenger RNA from Chinchilla lanigera (long-tailed chinchilla), 2908 nucleotides. It is a transcript of the gene Tab1, whose product is annotated as TGF-beta activated kinase 1/MAP3K7 binding protein 1. Bases 96 to 1610 code for a protein of 504 amino acids. Gene Ontology annotation, cellular component: cytosol. The record is from RefSeq and is a predicted model, not a curated record. Gene Ontology annotation, biological process: protein dephosphorylation. The transcript has 11 exons. Gene Ontology annotation, molecular function: protein serine/threonine phosphatase activity. NCBI's taxonomy places the organism in Eukaryota, Metazoa, Chordata, Mammalia, Rodentia, Chinchillidae.